CCCACGCGGACCGCAUACGCCUCGUCCGUCGGUCCUUGCAAGUGAGAGGAUCAUGGCGGCCGUGACCAAAUACGUGUCCAACUUCCUGUCCCGCGGCGGCGCGCUUGCUCCUCUGGGUGUGGUCACGCAAGUGCGGCACGGUGGCGGGGGGCCCAUCCUGCCGCCCCACAAAGGCAGGGCACACCCUGCGGACGCACCCUCAUGGGCACGUAAGUAGACCACAGACAGACAACCAACACACACUAGCCGACCACGCAAUGCAUGGUGUGUAGUGAUGUAAGCCGAUGUGAUGUGAUGUGUGCACUCACUGUGCAGAGACGGCGGGAGCGCCAAUCCGGCAGGGCCUCAAGAAUUAUUAUAUUUAUAACGAGCUCAAGGACGUCGCCGAGGCUCUGCCCAAGGAGGUGCCUUUCGCGCACAAGGUGCUGAUCGUGGGUGGGGGAUGCGGCGGCAUGGCUGUGGCGAGAAACCUGGCGCGCAAGUUUGGCGAGGGCCGUAUUGCCAUCAUCGAUCCGGCGGAGCAUCACUACUACCAGCCGGCGUGGACGCUGGUGGGCGCGGGGCAGUACAACAUGGCCGACACUCGCUACAAGAUCAGCCACAUGGUCCCCAAGAAAAUCAAACUCUACAAAGCAGGUCGGUCCCUAAGGGAGGGAGGGAGGCUCGCACAUCCACACAUGUGCAUCGAUGCACUGCACCCAGCCACCCAGCCACGAACAUGCAAUCAAUGCAUGCUGACACAUCCCUCCCCUGUCUUGUGUGGCGUGGCAUGGCAUGGCAUGGUCGAUGUAUCUGUGUGUCUGUCAGCUGUGACGGAGUUUGUUCCGGAUGAGAACCACGUGUUGACUGACAAGUUCGGCAAGAUCAAGUACGACUUCCUGGUCGUGGCCACGGGCAUCAAGAUCGACUGGGACGAAGUCAAGGGACUCAAGGAGGCCAUGGGCAGGGUACUCACAGACGCACACCAACACACACCAACACACACACACACACAGGCAGCCGAAAGCCAUGUGUAGACGUGUGUGUGUACGUUUUUUGUUUGUUUGUGUGUGUGACAGGACGGUGUGACGACCAACUAUUCGCCUAAUUUCUGCGAGUUGACGCACAAGAUGAUCCGUGGCGUGAAGAAGGGCACGGCCAUCUUCACGAUGCCGCCCGCAAACCGCAUCAAGUGCCCCGGAGCUCCACAGAAGAUCAUGUACCUUGCCGAAGAAAUCUGGAGAACUGAGAUGGGCGUCAGGGACAACGUGAGCUGAGCGAGCCACAUGGAUGCAUAGAUGGAUGGACACACUGCACUGCACUGCACGACGCCAUAAAAUGGCCGUCGAGCGAUUCUUUCGUCUGCACAUGGGUCGGUGUGUCCUACAGGUCAACAUAAAGUUCAUCACGGCCAAUCCUGGGCAGUUUGCGGUGAAGAAGUACGCCGACUCCCUCAACAAAAUCUGCGACGAACGGGGACUGGGUGAGGGAGGGUGGGGGAGGGGGAGGGAGGGAGGGAGGGAGGGAGGGAGGGACCGACACAGACCUUCACGUGCGCGCGUGUGUGUGUGUGUGUGUGCAUGUCCUGUGACGAUACACGGUGACAGAGCGUACGUACAAGUCUAACCUGAUAGCGAUCGACCCCGACAAGCGUGAGGCGACCUUCAAGCGCGUUGGGGAGGGCAGCGACGGCUCCACCUUCACGGAGAGAUACUCAUUCAUACACGGUAGGUACGGUGAGAGAGACAUACACCCACCCUUAUACAUACCUACAUAACCGACCAUCAAUCCAUCGCCCGGUGACCAAACUGUGGUGUCUGUCGCGUACGGCCCUCAGUAUCACCUCCAAUGAGCCCGCCCGACGUCGUCAAAAAGUCGCCCCUCGCGAACGAAGCCGGAUUCGUAAGCUUACCCAUCGACACACAGUCUGACGCGCUGCAUGGGUGGGUGGGUCUUUGUCUGCCCACGUCUGCGUGUCUGCUCUGUGCGUGUGUGUGUGUGUGUGUGUGUCAGGUCGACGUCCACCCGACCACGAUGAUCCACACCAAGUACGCCAAUGUCUUUGGCAUCGGCGACUGCACUUCAGUCCCGACAUCAAAGACAGCCGCGGCUGCGGUGAGAGUGAGAGAAGGAGGAGAGACGACAGACACGAGUAUGCGUGAUUUGGUUGGUUCCUGCAGGCCGUGGAGGCGUAUGCUGUGUGCGAGAAUGUCUUUGGCGCGUCGACGGCACACACGCUGCACGGUAGGGAGCAGGACAAGGAAAGGCACCCCAAAUUGGAUUUAUCAUCGCACAAUUGACUGGAUCGCCUUUGGGGCGAUUUGUGUGUGUCUGGUCGUCCCUCCCUCUGUCCAUCCAUCGAUCAGGUCACUAUGACGGCUAUGCGUCGUGUCCUUUGGUGGUAUCCAAGAACCAGUGUAUCAUGGCCGAGUUCAACGCGUUCACGGGCGAACCCUGGGAAACAUUCCCCAUCGACCAGGUGAGCAACACACUCACCCAAACACACACACAAUCACACGCACCGAGACGAUCGUGGACUGGAUGGAUGGAUGGAUUUGUGUAUGCGUGUGUGCAGGGUAAGCCGUCUUACCUGAUGCAUUUCAUGAAGAAGUACGUGCUGCCCGUCAUCUACUGGGAGGCCAUGAUGAGGGGCAUCUGGCACGGCCCGGGCCUCUUCAGGGAGGCCUUCGCCUGGCUGCCGCCAUUCCUCACCGCCAAGAAGGUCCAAUGGGUCAUGAAGGACAGCCAGGAGAGAGCCAGAGAGCAAGCUCCAGCUGCGGCAUCCGCAUGAUGGGUGGAGGAACAAAUGAACACAGAGGGAGGGAUGAGAGGGGGAAAGGGAUGAGACAUCCAUCCAUCCAUCCACCCAAAAUGCGUGAGUCUUGACAAGGGCGAGAAUGGCGGGUUGGUGCUAGUUGUCCACUGACUCAGCGAGGGGAGGGAGGGAGGGAGGGAGGGAGGAGGGAUCUCUGUGAUGACCGUGUGGCUGUCUCUAAUUUGGACGUAGUAUCUGCCUGCCGUGUGUCAAGGGCCGGCCGACAUGGCUUCUUGGCGACGCGUGGCUGCCUUCCGUCAUGCCUGCCAUGCUGCCUUUGCCUCAGGCAGGCAGUCGACAGACAGACAGACACGCACGCAUUUUUUCGCUGUCAACUGUUUCGUCCAUAGAUGCACCGUUGCGUGCGUCAGCCAGUCCACGGCGUGCAUGUGCGUGUUGCAGUGCAGUCAGUGGCGGUUGUGACAUGGACUCGAUGCAUGUGAUAUUAUCGUCUUCAACCAACCGGCGCU
This is a messenger RNA of Vitrella brassicaformis, 3264 nucleotides long. The record is from the annotation of a GenBank genome assembly. Lineage: Eukaryota; Vitrellaceae.